CUUAAACUGUCUGCAAAUUUAAACAAAAAGGAAAUUAGCAAGUAGAAAUUUAUAUGAUUUAGUCAAUUCGGUUAUGAAAACAACAAACGCAACGCGUCAGUUUUGCACGUUUCAAAGCGACAACACGUUUCGUAUUCUAUAAAUUGCCGUGGCAUCCCUCUUGUUCUACUUUUCAGUGUUGUUGUUGCUGCCGAUUUGCAAGGCGACAAAAAGUGCUCGUGUGUGAGUAUGUAUAUGAGUGCGUGUGUGUGUGAGUGUUUGUGUUAAAGAUAAUUUAGUUAGAGGUCAUUUCUAUGCGUAAGCAUUUGCAACAUGCGGCAUCCAGUUGAUGAUAGCGGGACAGUCGUCUUGAUAUACACGCGCCACAACAACAACAACAACAAAGGACGCUUGCAGCUUGACGCCCACGUCCACGCCCACUGCAAAGCGCGCAGCAGCAGUAGCAGUCGCAACAAGGCAAGCUUAAUUUUAUAGUACGCGGAGUCAUGCCAACAACAACAAAAACAGCAACCAAAUCAUCAGCAGAAGAAGAAGAAGAAGAAAAUUGCGAUACGCUAACAAUAAAAACAACAACAACAAGAACAGCAAUGCCCAUAACAGGAGAAAAGCCGCAGUCUCAGUCGACGUCUCAGUCGGCAGCGUCGGGGCCGCAACCAGCAUCUGAUGCAGUGGAAAAUGCAUUAAAAAUGCCAGCGCCAACGUCAGCGCCAACGGCGCGGCCAACGCCAACGCCCACGCUGCUGCCGCUGCUGGCCUCAGCCGCCGCCUGUAAUAAACAGUUGCUGUUCUGCCGGCGUUUUAAGGACGCUUCGGCUGGCGCAAUGGACGGCGCUGGAUUUUUGCGUAAUUUUAACUCAUUGCCGCUGUUUGUCUAUGCUACGUCGCCGUCGACGCACGCCAGCUCUGCCGAUGGCGUCGGCGUCGCCAGGGAAGCUGCAGCCGCAGCUGCAACGGCAUUCACUGAAAAGAAUGAAGGUUUUGAGUUUCCCGCUACGCAUGGCACCUGCAAGACCGACGGCAGCUGUAUUAGCCAACACAGAAUUGGCAACAAUAAUAACAACAACAACAAUCACAGCAGCAACUACCACAGCAGUGGCCUCUCCCGUGUCACUGAAUUGGCCAGCGGGGCGAUGGAAUGUCUGCCAAUGAGCAGUGGCGUUGUCACACAUCAUCCGCAUCCGCAUCCACAUCUGAUGGCGACCAGUGGUGCUGGCGGUGGUGCAGUGGUUGCCUCGCCAACAGCAACAGUUGUGGUUGGCGCCACAUAUCCACACCAUUUGCACCAUCAUCAUCAUCAUUUGAGCCACCAUGCGCCAUAUAGCAAUAGCUAUGGCAGCCACCCACAUCAUCCCAUACACAGCGAGCAAACCAAGUCGCUGCAGGAGCUGCAGCAUGAGGUGGGCGCUCUGUUGGAAUUCCGAGAUCUGGUCAUUGAAACAUUUCCCGAUCUCAAGCAUAAAAUGGCCUCCAUGUCUGCCACACCAUCCACGCCCAACUCUGUGGGCGCCAUGGGCGGCAGUCAUUCCGUAGGUGGCGUCGGUGGCAGCUCCUCGUUAGCAGCCAGACGCGAAUGGGAGCCUGGCAUACGCAUGAAGCGAAAAUUGUCGCACAAGGAACCGUCCACGACGACGACGGCAGCAACAGCUGCAUCCGCUGCUGGCGCCGAGCCGUCGUCCUCAUCGCUGACACGCAGUCGCAGCAAUUCGCACAGCGGCAAGAAAGAGCCAAAGAGCGGAGAGAACAACAACGGCAGCGUUGUGCAGGACUCCGGCUUCUCAACGGAGACCAGUUCCUCCAAGGAGGGUCACAGUGCCUCCUCCACCAAUGGUGCUAUGACUGUGGCCAUAGCAUCGAAUCGUCUGAGCUGCGCGGAGUCUGACGAUGAGCUGCUCAACCUGCUGGAUGUCAUACAUCGCAAGUCGAAUCGCUUACGCGAGGAGGUCGAACAGUUGCAGAGCUACGAGCGUCAGCAGGGCGAUGGGGUCAAGGGUCAGAAGACUGCAAGUGGCAUGACACCGCAACAGUUCCGUGAGCAGGUGGAUCGACUGAAUCGUGAGGAUAUCAAACAGCUGCGCAAGGAGCGUGAUCGAUUGCUGGACAAGCUGGCCGAAAUGGAGGCGGAAACGUUGACGGGUCGCAUCAAGGCGGCCAAGAUGAACGAUCAGGUGGAGGAGCUGAUCAGCGUGAAAAAAGAUCUCGAGGAGCAGCUGAAAUUGGCCAUGGCCCAGAAGCUAGAGCUGAGCUCGCGUGUGCAGCAAUUGCAGCUGCAACAGCAGCAACAACUGCAGCAAAGCAAAAGCUCAUCUAGCGCCAGUCAAUCAGAUUUCUCCAGUCAACGCAACUUUUCAUCCUCGGCGACGACGGUGCUCUCCAACAGCAGUCGCCCCAGUCUCAGCAGCACCAACAACACAUUCCAGCCUGUUGUGCUCGAACAGCCGCAAUCGCAAUCGCAAUCACAGGAGGCAUUCCAUCAAAGCUCAGUGAUAAGCAGUGAUAACGCAACAGCGAGAAGGCAACAGCAACAACAACAACAGGGGCUUGGUCGCUUGGAUGGCGUUGUUAGCACGCCAGGUGCCCGCAAUACCAAAUGUCGCAUUACGGACUCCAAGCGCUUCUCGGCAAUUCUGCUGGAGACAAAUGUGCUGGAACUGCAGCGUCAUCUGCUCACGUUGACUGUGCAAAAUCAGGUGCUGGCCCAGAAGCUGGACUCGUCGAGCAAGUCAAAGACGCAGCUGGCCAAAAGACUGGACAAGAGUCAAGAGGACUCCGAGGAGUUGCGCUUUCAGCUGGAGGAGAAGAACAUUGAGCUGGAGGGCACCAAGGCGCAGUUGCGUGUGCUGGAAUCACGUCUGCACACGAGCAGCAGCACGAACUCAUACUUGAACUCAUCCUCGCAGCAUGAUUAUGAGACGAAUCGUUCGUCCGCAUCCACCACGUUGAUGCUCAGUCGUCGUGGUGUGCCCGAUUCGGUGGACUCCACAUCUGCAACGGUCACGGCGGCAGCGUCAACAGCCCUGCCCCGUUCGGAUCAGAUUAGUACGCCCAGCAUGAAGGCCAUGGUGCCGUUGGCCAUGGAUGAAUUGCAGCAGCAUAGCAGCAGCACUGAAUCCGCCCAUGAGCAUGAGCCGGAACCGCAAUCGCAAUCGCAAUCGCAAUCACAAAGUACGCCCAAUGAUACGCAGAGCAAGACAAUUGUCAACAGUCCGCUGGGCAGCAGCACGCCCACCGCCCCCAGCAGCGGCAGCAGCAUUGCGGCACGUGUGAUGAGCUCCAGCUAUGAGCAGACUCCUCAGCGCAGUUACGCUUUCCGCAAGUUCAGCAGCGCCAGUAAGCCGAGCAAGAUUCCGCUGCCGGGCAGCAAGGCGGCUGCAUAUUUUGCGGGCAAACCGCCAACGGGUCGAGCAUCGACUGCGGGUCGAUCGCCGCCCUCGGUGCACAAUUCCAGCAGCGUCUCGUAUGGCAGCAAGUCAUCUACAUCGUUGAGUCGCAGCACUGGCAAUCUGAAUCAGAGCUUGAAACGUGCCGAUUCCGCGUCGAAUCAUUCGCUGAGCACGAACACGAGUCGCAGCUCGACAAGCUCCUCCAUACCGCUGGCCACAACGCCGUAUUCAUCCAGCAAUCGCAGCAGUCACACAACCACAACAACUCCGUCCCCGCGUGUGCUCCAGAAUUCGCCGUUGCCGAAGCUAAAGCGCGAGACGCUUAGCUCCCGAGUGCGGCACUUGGAUUCGCUCUCACGUGCCCAACAGUCACCCGAGCAGCAGCUGCAACAACAGCAACAACAGUUGAACAACAGCAGCGCCUCACGCAAGAGCAGUCCGUCAAGUGGCAGCUCCAGUUCGAUUGCCGCACAGUUGAGCAGCACGUUGCGCAAGGAUCUGCAGUUGAGUGCCUCAUCGGUGUCGGCAUCGUCGUAUCAUCGACGUGGCACAGUCCCUGGCAGUGCGGGCGUCGGUGUGGCACGACGCUUUAGCAGCGCCUCGGUGGCAGGUGCAAGAUUGGCACGUGAACAGCAUGCGAGCAACGAGGCAACUGCAUCUGCAACUGCCACGCCCACGUCCAGUUAUGGCGAUAGUGAUAGUGGCAAGAAUUUGGCAAAUUCCAUUUGUAAGCCAAAUUUUCGCAUCAAUAACAACAAUUGGCAAUUGUGGCAAACUACCAAUAACAACAACAACAACAUGACAAUUCUGGAAGAACAAUGUUAUUUUAAUGAGCUGUUGAAUGAAGCUGGCAAUGUGUCCGAGGAGACGGCCUACGAUUCGUAUUAUACACAAUAUACAACGCCCGAUUCCAUGGACUGUGGCAGCGAUAAUCUGCUGGUGACCUUCGAUUACGGUUACAGUGAUUCUUUUGGGGCGCCACUGCCACCAAUGCCAGCUGCAACAUGGGCUGAGAAUGAUGGAAUUGAAGGCGGUGCAACUUGGUUUGGCACGCCUCAAAAUGAUGCCAUGGCUUUUAAGGUGCAUCAUGUCCAACACAAGCGAACGCUGCCAGAAGAGAGUCUACAGUCUUUAAUUUCCUACGAUGUAGACUACAUCGAGGAGCUCUCGGAACCCGAAUCAGAGUCAAAAGAAGAACAAGAAGUUUCAGAAGUUUUCUAUGAUAGCAUCGAAUGUUGAAUGCACUUAAAUUUUCAUUAAACUCAAUUCACACACUUACACACAUAUACAUAAAUAUCGGUAGUAGCAUAUAUAUACAUAUAUAGGCGGGAUUAAUUUGAUAACUGAUUUCAUUAAUUAACUAGUCUACAUAAUGCAAUUAAGCAUCUUUCAACUUUAUUAGGCACAGCAAAAAUAAUAUAAUAGUUUUGUAUGUUUGUAUGUAAGCUAAAAGACAUGAUUUGUCCAAUAUGGAAUAUAUCAAUUUCUAUGUAUGUUAAUUUAUAUUAAGAUUGUGUGAGUACGUUUUGUAUGUUCGAGUGAAUUUUCAUUGUAAAAUGUUUUGCUUAUCUCCUAUAUGACUAAAUAUACCCUAUAUAUAUAUAUAUAUAUAUAUAUAUAUAUAUUGUAGUAUAUAUAUUUGCAUAUGUAUGAGUAUAAUUUAUAUCAAGUUGAUUGCCUGUAUCGGUUUAAGUUUAACAUUAUUGCACUACGCCUACUUAUAUUUGUACUCUCAAACUAAUUUAAUUGACUCUUGUAUUUAGACAUUUAGCAGCUACACUUGUAAUAAUUUUAGUUGUUAUGGAAAUUUAGUUAACAGAUUGCAUGUAAUGUAUGUAUAUAUAUAUACGUAGUAAGGAUAUAUAAUUUAAUUUGAAUUAAUUAUGAUAAUUACGCCAAGCAAAUGAUACAUAUAAUAAUUGUCUACACAUAGAACUUAUCAUACACUGUUAUCAAAAUGCGUUUACUACAUUUAUAAAACGAAUCAAAAAUCAUUAUGGAUCAAGAAACGUUGAAAGUUGAAUUUCGUAUUCAACUGUUAAAAAAUCUACUACUAAAAAUAAAAAAUAUAUUCAAAAGGCGACAAAUGUAAGCAUACAUAUAUCCAUUUAAAUAGCAAUUGUAAUUGAAGACAACAUACUUAUAAAAAAAA
This is a messenger RNA of Drosophila innubila, 5532 nucleotides long. RefSeq names its product serine-rich adhesin for platelets (gene jvl). The coding region runs from base 486 to 4619 and encodes 1377 amino acids. The transcript is spliced from 6 exons. Lineage: Eukaryota; Metazoa; Arthropoda; Insecta; Diptera; Drosophilidae. The record is from RefSeq and is a predicted model, not a curated record.